This is a messenger RNA of Dermacentor albipictus, 854 nucleotides long. RefSeq lists its product as uncharacterized. Lineage: Eukaryota; Metazoa; Arthropoda; Arachnida; Ixodida; Ixodidae. The record is from RefSeq and is a predicted model, not a curated record.
AAGGUCUAAAAGGGUGACCCGAUUCGAAGGGGUCCAUCCGUCUGGGAUGCGCACCGGGCUAGCUUCGCGCGCAAAGAGUGGCGCGCAAAGAUAUUUCGCGCGAUGACCGUCUCACGUGCCGCUGCAGUUAGGGCGGCUGUGCUCCUUGUUCUGUGCGGGGCAGUCCUCGCCGAUACAGUCUACAACUUGAAGACUGGCCAGGUACAUCAAGUCAAGAAAGGGCACCACAAGAAGCAGCUACCACACCCCGACCGGUGGCCCAGUUCUGAGAUUCAUCGUCCAAAAGAAGAUAAGGCUUGGAAGGACUUAGAAGAGACGGAGAAGGCGGUGAGCCCGGAAGAGGAGGGUGACCCUUGGGGGCAGUACGCGUCUGUCCCCACCAUCCGCGUGCGACACAAAGGCGGGCUAAUACCUCCCGUCAUUGAGAACGUUCCCAUGCAUAAUCUGUCCGAGGAGGAGUCACUGGAGCCUGUCACCAUAUGCGCACCAGGAUGGCACGCUCCCCUCAACAAACACCCAUUCAGGCGACAGCGAUUUCUAGGCCAACAACCGCAGAUGUCCUUUACCGGAGUUCAGUUCAUCUUCGGUGACCUGGUGCGACCCAACUUGCCCUCGGCGUCAUUGGAUGAUCAAGAAUACCUUGACGUUUUCCCAAGCAAUAACCCAGACGAAGAUACAGACGCCCCUUUUAGUUUCGUGAAAGGUCCUGCUUAGCUGUGCGGCAUCGAGAAUGCGUCGUCAGAGGAGACCGAAUGCGCAACCCGCGUUGCUCAAACAGAAGCAAACACACACCUUGAAAAAAAGCUGCAAUAAAGUAAUUACUCGCUUCAUCCUAUAUAAAGUGAGUCACUGCA